GGUGGUAUGUAUCAAACUGAGGGAGAUUUGAUAAAGGCUAACGAGUCAUACAACCUAGCGCUUAAAAUUGCUCAAGGGGUCGAAGACAAAUACUUGGAGGCAAUGACCUACUGUUCAUUAGGAUGCGUUUCUGAGUUGCAGGGUGGACUGCCAAAAGCCGUUGAACAUUACCAAGCUAGCAUAAACUUAUUCAAUUCCUUGAGAGUACUUCUAAAAUCUAAAGAUGAGUGGAAAGUUAAUUUUCGAACUCAGUAUCAAAUGGCGUAUACGGGUUUGUGCAGAGUUCUCCUAGAACAAGGUAAUAUAGAUGAAGCCUUAUUUGUUGCUGAGAAAGGACGAGCUCAAGCUCUGUCCGACCUUAUGGAAUCUAGUUUUUGUGGUGGAACAAGUCAGCACAAGACAGGCGAUGAAGAUUUAGCAGUCACUGCUAAGUCUUCAUCGAUUUGGAUGAAACGUUUUUUAAAAGUUUUAAAAAACGUUCCAUCAAACACCGUCUUUCAGGCAGUGGACAGAGCUGAUGUCAAUCUUUGGGUUGUGUCCGAAGGAAAACAAGUUCAGUUAAGACAAAGUAAACUCAAAGGUUUUGUUUCAGAGAAUAGUGGAGCUAGCCAGUCCUUUGAGUCGUUCAUGCUCGGUGUCUAUACACAACUUGGUGUUCGUUCUAUUGUGAGAUGCGAGAAUCGGUCUUUGGAUGCUUUGAGGGAGAGCCCUUCAAAAGUGGAUGAGAAACCUAAAGAAGACACCCUUCAACCUGCCAUCCAACAAAACAAAUGCUUGAGCACUUUGUAUGAUAUCGUCAUGAAGCCGGUGGCUGACCUGGUUCAAGGGGAUGAGCUAGUCAUUAUUCCCGAUGGACCCCUGUGGCUUGCUCCUUACGCUGCAUUGAAGGAUGGUAAUUCUAAAUACCUGUGUGAAUCUUUCAGAAUCCGAAUCGCUCCAUCAUUAACGAGUCUUAGACUCAUUGCCGAUUGCCCAGAUGAUUAUCAUAAAAGCAGUGGUGCGUUACUUGUAGGAGAUCCGUGGGUAGCCGAGGUUACCAACAGCAAGGGAGAGAAACUCCUCGAGCAGCUUCCGUAUGCUAAAGAAGAAGUAGAAAUGAUCGGAAAAAUUCUGAAUAUCACGCCAAUCACUGGCAGACAAGCCACGAAACGUGAGGUGUUGAAAAGACUCAGUUCCGUUUCCUUAGUUCACUUUGCGGCACACGGAUGUAUGGAAACUGGCGAAAUUGCUCUUACACCUGACCCAGACCGAACAUCUACUGUGCCUACCAGGAAGGAGGAUUACAUUUUAACGAUUCGAGAUGUGUCAAAUGUUCAACUUCGCGCUAAACUAGUUGUACUUAGUUGCUGCCACAGCGGUCGAGGCGAGAUCAAGGCUGAAGGUGUGGUUGGCAUUGCGCGCGCUUUUAUGGGGGCUGGUGCUCGGUCUGUUGUGGUGUCCUUGUGGGCGAUUGAUGACAAGGCUACUCUUGAGUUCAUGAAAUGCUUUUAUCGACACCUUGCCGAAAGUGAACCUGCAAGCGAGUCACUGAACCUGGCCAUGAGAAGCCUUAGAGAAUCAGACCAGUUCCGCGACAUCAAACACUGGGCUCCCUUUUUGCUGAUUGGAGAUGACGUCACUUUUGACUUCAUGGCAAAGGAAAGAGAAAAUUUGAAUACAGAAUUAAAUAAAUGAAAACUUGUUUUUUUUUUCAUCUCAAAAAGAAUGACGCAUGAACUUAGAGGGGUUAAAUGUUUCUCUAUUUUGGCUAUUUUUCAUUACUUUCUACUUUUUGUUGAAUGGAACUCGAGAUGUGUAACUUUACUUUGGUGAAGAAAUAAAAUCAGACUAUUUUAUUACAUUUUGGUCAAUGGAAUCGUCUUUUUUUCUUACCUUUACAAAUUUAAAUGCUUGCGAAGAGAACGAAAUGUAACAAGGCUUUUGUUAUGAAUGCCUACAAUAGUUGAACGCGAAUACGAGAUUUUCGUUUUCGUCAAAAUGACACUCAGCGCUAU
Messenger RNA from Pocillopora verrucosa, 1994 nucleotides. NCBI's taxonomy places the organism in Eukaryota, Metazoa, Cnidaria, Anthozoa, Scleractinia, Pocilloporidae. The record is from RefSeq and is a predicted model, not a curated record.